AUGUCGACCGCAGCCCACGCCAAUGGCAUGGUCGGUGGUGCUGCCGUGGCCUCCGACUCGCCCACAAAGCAAGCGCCCGUGUUUGUAUCGACAGUCUCGUCCGAAGACGUCUCCUCACCCGACGAAGUCGUCUCCGACUCGUCCAAGUCCAAUGCCAUCCACUCGGACUCCUCCUCGCAGCCCAAGCUCAAGGGCAUCCUCGAAAACGCCAACGACGUCGUCCCCACGCGCAGGGCUUCGCGCUCCGGCAGCGAGUCCGGCUUCAAGGCCGCACUCAAAGCCACCUUCCUCCCGCCACCCACUCCGGGCCGUCAGAUCAAGCUCAAAGACGGCAAGCGUCUCGGCAAGACCUUCAAGCGCACCGAGCCGCGCCCAAGCGAUUUUGAAGGCGGCGAGGUGCUCGAGUAUGAUCCGAGAGGCAAACAGGCCUCGGCAGGCGAUGGCAUCCUUCCCGCAGGCUGUCUCAAACCGCCGCCUCCGCUCGACACACGCGACAGCGCAAGCGAGUCCGGCUACGGCAGUGACCACGAGAGCAGCCUCGGCACCCCCAGCGAAGUCGGCGAGUUCAGCGACCUUUCGCGCUCCUACACCUCGGAAGCCAGCUCCACCUGGGCAUCCACCACCACAGACUCCAACGAGCGAGGCCGUCCGCACCUCCCACAUCCCAGUCGCGCAAGACAGUCGUCCAUGGCAAGCACCACUUCCAGCUCUAGCAACGCCGCCAUCAAGUUCGCCCCGCUCCCCGUGUCCGGUAGGCUCAAGCGUGCCAACUCGAUCACCAUCGGCGUCGCCGCACGCUCGCACCUCCUCCAGUCCCAAGGUACCGCCGCACCGCCACGCCAGUCGUACGUGCCUCCGCAUGUGCACAGCUCGCAAACCUGGUAUACCCACAACGCACAUCCGCGCCAGGACGAGGUGGUGGAUGUGGGCGAAGAGAUCAAAAAGGGCGCCACAAAGGUCAUGAAGCUUCUACGCGGCGGUGGUGGCAGUGCGGCUGCCAACGACGCUGCGGGUGCCAAGGCGAAAGGAACGGUCAGCAAUGCUGCCGGUGACGCGCAGUCCGACGCGCAAAAGAUGCAAGAUGCAAAACAGGCUCUGCUCUCCAAACCCAAAAAGGUGUUCCCCAAGGAAGGUGCGCCCGUCGCAGAUCCACAAACGGGCGAGCUUACGAUGGCCAAUGGCGACUCUGUGCACGCGGACGCCAAGGUUUCGACCGGCGACGUUACGGACGAAGCCAAGAAGAUGCCUGGCUCUGAGCUGGCGGAGCGUGUCAAUGGCGAAGAGACUCCACGUCGGACAGCAAGUCCGACGGCGCAGCUGCGCCACAUGUCUAUUUCGGAAGAGCCUGAGGAGGAAGACGCCGCGGCGGCCAUAGAGGCGGCGCAUGCGAGCAACGCGGCCAAAGCACAACAUCGUCCCAACGGACAUCAUCCACACGACCUCCAAGACGGUCCGCAGCACAACAGCUUCCACCUUGCCGACGAUCACGAUGGUGCGCUCGACUCGGGCGCUGCUACUCCGCGCAGUGGCAUGCAGCGCAGAUUGUCCACCGGCGCUUUCCUGCGCGGCCUGUCGAUCCGAGGCAUCCAAGAGGACCGCAGAAGAGACCUGCUCGGUCUGGAGGAGGGCGAAAAACGAGAUAGCACCGACAAGAGCGAUGCAGACAGACACGGCUUUGCCGUCAGAGGUCCUUCGGGCAAGGAGGAGGAACUUGGCCUUGAGGGGUAUGGCCACUCGCGUCCCGUUUACUCGUAG
This is a messenger RNA of Moesziomyces antarcticus, 1755 nucleotides long. RefSeq lists its product as uncharacterized. NCBI's taxonomy places the organism in Eukaryota, Fungi, Basidiomycota, Ustilaginomycetes, Ustilaginales, Ustilaginaceae. The coding region runs from base 1 to 1755 and encodes 584 amino acids. The transcript has a single exon. The record is from RefSeq and is a predicted model, not a curated record.